Molecule: messenger RNA, 2509 nt
Organism: Zeugodacus cucurbitae (melon fly)
Lineage: Eukaryota; Metazoa; Arthropoda; Insecta; Diptera; Tephritidae
Gene: Sk2
Product: sphingosine kinase 1
Exons: 5
Coding region: 586-2406 (606 amino acids)
Biological process (GO): sphingosine biosynthetic process
Cellular component (GO): intracellular membrane-bounded organelle; cytoplasm; membrane
Source: RefSeq, a predicted model, not a curated record
CAACGCAAACUUAUCUUUUGGCAGCAGUAAUCUUGACAGAUUUCUUUUCUCUCUUCUUUUUUUAUUGGCGAAAAGCGAAUACAAAAUUAGCAUCCUUCAUACAUACAUACACGGAUUGUAUAUCAACUGAUUCUACUGGUCCAUCUGCGUUUCUAUUCUAAAUUAGUAACAAGUGAAAUUAUACCUGCCGAAUAGAAAAUGCUAAUUGUAACAUAGUUUAAGUACAAGAUCAGUUGGAGUGCAUUGUAGAAGGCAAUGUGUAUUAAGUAAACAACAAAUACAACAUUUUUAACGAUUUCCGUUUUGUACUGCGAUUUGUCAACGCAACUUCCGCUGUGGACUUGCUGCGCUAAAUUAUAAACUCUUGGAAACCCCCCAAAACGACGGUAACAAUAAUGAGGCAUAACCGUUAAAAUUCCAAAAUACAGCAAUUUAUAUUAUUGAUACACGUUGCAAUAGAAGUGACAUGCUGCAUGAAUGGAAUGUUAACAUACAUAGAAAUACGCUUACGACUCACCAGAGGAGUUGCAAUUGCAUGCGAAUAGGCGUUAUAUUGCAGCUGCUGCGCGAAAAUUGUACACAAAAAUGGACCUCGAGGAGUUGACCGAUAUAUUUUACACAAGCGACAAGAAGGGUCAAGUUUGCCGCGUCAAAUUGAAUGGACUGGGUUUCACUUUGCAGCGUGAAAACAGUAAUGGUCGCGCCAGAGAGCAACUCAUCGAAUUAAAAGACAUAGUUGGUAGUCGUUGUAUUGUCGUGAAAAAGGAUCGUCGUGGCUGUUCUAUGCUCUGCAGCUCCGCCGCACAAAAUGACGGCAAUCGCAGCGAUAGCGGUGAUGAGACUAAGAAGAAAUACAAUGCGGUUACUUAUGAGCAUAACGAUGCUAGCGCAUAUCUGUACGUUUUCGCCUAUAUACUCAAUAAGAAGCAGCUACGUAAUAUAAUACGUCGUGAACGUACUGUCUUGAAAUUGCGUUUUCGUUCCUUUGACACUUUUGGCGACAAUAUGCGCGAAGCGGAACGUUGGUACCACACGGUUCGAGCAUUCAAGGGACGCAGUUUGGGCUAUGAAGGCAGCCAUGAACGUCGCAUUUUGGUAUUGUUGAAUCCGAAAUCGGGUUCCGGCAAGGCAAGAGAAAUCUUCAAUCGUCAAGUAGUGCCAGUCUUAAAUGAGGCAGAGCAACCGUAUGAUUUGCAUGUUACAAAGCAUGCGAAUUAUGCGCGCGAAUUUGUGCGUGUGAAAAUUUUAGAUAACUACAGUGGCAUUGUGGCAGUCGGCGGUGAUGGCCUAUUCUUUGAGAUACUAAACGGUUUGCUAAUGCGUGCCGAUUGGUUAGAGGCACGCAACAUACCUUUGGGUAUAGUGCCAUGUGGUUCUGGAAAUGGUUUGGCGCGGUCCAUUGCGCAUGUGUGUGGAGAACCCUAUGAACCAAAGCCAAUUUUGGGUGCCACACUCACAAUGCUAAGUGGCAAGUCGAUGGCCAUGGAUGUCGUGCGCAUACAACAACAAAAUCAGAUACUCUACUCGUUCCUCUCGGUUGGUUGGGGUCUCAUCUCAGACAUUGACAUCGAAAGUGAACGCCUACGUUCACUUGGCUAUCAAAGGUUUACGAUUUGGACAUUGCAUCGUUUAAUCAGUUUACGUACAUAUCGCGGCAAAGUAUCAUAUCUUCCCAAGGAAACUGUUUACAUGGAAAGUGACACUGUGUCACUCGCCGAACCGUUGCCACUGCGGCACAGUCGCAGUUGUAAUACCUGUUUGGAUAAGUUGAAUAGCGGUUGUUUUCAAUCCAGCGACUGCAUUGAAGCCAGCAAAUACUAUGAUGUAAUUUCACUGCAAAACUCCAUCAAUCAAUCGCUGCAAUCACGUUGCGAUAGUUGGUUCUCGCCCGCUUCCUGCCGUAGUACUUAUCAUUCCGUUUCGGAGAGUAUUUAUCACAGUGUCGACGGUGAUAGCGACGCUGCGUCGCAUUUGCAACACAGCAAUUUGAGUGUGCAUUUAUGUGGUCCAACGGGCAGUGCGCCAACGCUUGAUGAGCCCGUACCGGCGUCAUGGGUGGUGGAGGAGGGUGAAUUCGUCAUGGUGCAUGCCGCGUAUCAAACACAUUUGGGCAGUGAUUGUUUCUUUGUGCCACAGGCGAAAUUCAACGAUGGCAUCAUUUAUGUGGUGAUCAUACGUAGCGGCAUCAGCCGUUCGCAGUUGUUGAACUUUUUGAUGGGCAUGAGUUCGGGCACACACGUGCCGGUCACCAAUAAUGAAUUUGUGAAAAUGGUACCGGUGACGGCGUUACGCAUCGAACCAUACGACAAUGAGGGUAUUCUGACGGUCGAUGGCGAACGCAUCGAAUUUGGUCCAUUGCAGGCGGAAAUGUUGCCGGGUAUGGUGCGUGUGAUGGCACCAAAGUGAGCUUAGCCCAGUUGUGGUGAAAAAGAAUAUUCAAAGUGUUGUGUACCAUUUAAUUCCUUUACGAUGGCUUUUAUUGUUGAACAUUUUUUAUAUUUUGUUACAU